Messenger RNA from Beta vulgaris subsp. vulgaris (sugar beet), 1113 nucleotides. RefSeq lists its product as uncharacterized. The transcript has a single exon. NCBI's taxonomy places the organism in Eukaryota, Viridiplantae, Streptophyta, Magnoliopsida, Caryophyllales, Amaranthaceae. Bases 1 to 1113 code for a protein of 370 amino acids. The record is from RefSeq and is a predicted model, not a curated record.
AUGCUCUCGAGUGAGGAGGUGAGGGUGAAAACGCUCUCGAGUGAGGAAAAUGACCUGCUUCAAAGGUCGAACAAAAAAUUUAAGAGAUUGGAAUGUGGUUCUCCAAGCGAGAGUAAUAAUGUGACCAUGGUACCAAAUACUAUGGAAGAGGAAAUCAAUCUUAAUAAGACUAUUUCGUAUAGUCAAGCAACACGAGGUUUUGGAGGUUCGAGAAAUCCUUUGUUUGAAGGCGAUGUAUUGGACACAGAGAUCAUCUCGGAAGAUGAACAAGACUCUGAAGAUGAUAUGGGUGAUACUUCAUGCCCUAUUAUCAGGUUAACGAAAGAAGAAAAAAGGAGAAUCAGAGUCCCAUGGAAGAAUUCGUUGAUUAUCAAAUUAUUUGAUAAGAAACUUGGAUACGGAGUUCUGAUGAGGAGAUUGAAGGCAAAAUGGACCAUAAAGGGGGAGAUUGCUUUAACUGAUGUUGGUCAUGCUUAUUACGUGGUUCGGUUUAGUAACCUAGAAGACUAUGAUUUCGUUCUAACUCAGGGCCCUUGGAUGAUAGGGGAGAGCUAUCUCACGAUCAGAAAAUGGGUUCCAAACUUCAUAGCUGAUGAUGCCCCAAUUAAAACUCUCACUGUGUGGGUUAGGAUUCCUCAUCUCUCAGUUGAGUAUUUUGACAAGCAGAUUUUGCACAAGAUUGGCUCCAAAAUAGGUAAAGUGAUUAAAAUUGACCGAAAUACAACUUCGAUGGAUAGAGGGCAGUAUGUAAGAUUUUGUAUCGAAGUGGAUUUAUCCAAACCCUUAUUGUCAAAGUUUAAACUAAACAAGAGGACAUGGAUUAUUCGAUAUGAAGGUUUGAAAAUGAUAUGUUUUAAGUGUGGCCAUCUAGGGAACAAAGAGGACAGUUGUCCUCAGUUCCAGGUUAAAGACAACAUGGGGGAGGAAGGAGAAAAUGAUCUUCGAGAGCAAAAUGCUGAGAGCUUAGCUAAUCAGCAUGAUAUGUACGGCGCAUGGAUGAUGGUCCAAAAACCAGGUAGGAAAUUCAUUCCUAAGGGUAAAGCCAUGGGCAAUAACCUGGGGGUCCAAAAGCCUCAAGAGGGUCCGGUUCCUGGUCAGUCCACUACAACAUAA